Molecule: messenger RNA, 894 nt
Organism: Ficedula albicollis (Collared flycatcher)
Lineage: Eukaryota; Metazoa; Chordata; Aves; Passeriformes; Muscicapidae
Gene: FHIT
Product: fragile histidine triad
Exons: 8
Coding region: 122-571 (149 amino acids)
Biological process (GO): intrinsic apoptotic signaling pathway by p53 class mediator; negative regulation of proteasomal ubiquitin-dependent protein catabolic process; diadenosine triphosphate catabolic process
Cellular component (GO): nucleus; plasma membrane; cytoplasm
Molecular function (GO): ubiquitin protein ligase binding; bis(5'-adenosyl)-triphosphatase activity
Source: RefSeq, a predicted model, not a curated record
UGGAAAUCUCAUUGCUGCUCUCUUCAUUCAGGCCCAGAGGUCCCUCUUCUGCUGAACUUGUGAUUGAAUAAUACAUGGAAGAGGCCUCCUGCAACCUCCUAAUACCCUGAAGCUAGCACUGAUGAUGCUGAGGUUCGGGCAGCACCUCAUCAAGCCCUCGGUGGUGUUCCUGAGGACAGAGCUGUGCUUUGCUCUGGUGAACCGCCGGCCGGUGGUGCCGGGACAUGUCCUGGUUUGUCCCCUGCGGCCGGUGGAGCGUUUCCGUGACCUGUGUCCCGAGGAAGUGGCUGAUUUGUUCUGCACGGCACAGAGGGUUGGAAACGUGGUGGAGAAACAUUUCCAUGGCACCUCGCUCACCUUUUCCAUCCAGGAUGGCCCUGAAGCUGGACAGACAGUGAAGCAUGUUCAUGUCCACGUGCUGCCAAGGAGGGCUGGAGACUUCAGCAGGAAUGAUGACGUCUACGAGGAGUUGCAGCGACAUGACAAAGAUGAUUCCCCUGACAAGUGGAGAACAGAAGAAGAAAUGGCAGCUGAAGCAGAAAUUCUGAAGAAGUAUUUCCAGGAAAAUUAGAGGUAACAAAGUGUUUGGAACACUUCCCAUGACACCAGAAAGUCCCCAGAAAGAACGACCUCAUUCUCCAGUUCUCAGUGGCCCUGGAGCUGCAGCUCCACAAUUUUAUUAUGUUCUACAAAUAUGGGAUUCUUCCAUGAAAAAUUUUAUUGGACCUUUGGAUAUCAUCAAGGUUGAAUUCCAGCUAAGACAACUAAACAGCACUGGCUCAAAAUAUUGCUCUGAAUUGUAACUCAUAUUUUUCUGAAUUGUGUACUUGGGAAUGAAUCUUUUUAAAUUGUCCCUUGGUCUAAAUAGAAAUAAAGUGCCAGCAAAAUCAGGUA